This is a messenger RNA of Eublepharis macularius, 5584 nucleotides long. It is a transcript of the gene NRK, whose product is annotated as Nik related kinase. Gene Ontology annotation, biological process: protein phosphorylation. The record is from RefSeq and is a predicted model, not a curated record. The transcript has 31 exons. The coding region runs from base 327 to 4013 and encodes 1228 amino acids. Lineage: Eukaryota; Metazoa; Chordata; Lepidosauria; Squamata; Eublepharidae. Gene Ontology annotation, molecular function: protein kinase activity; ATP binding.
UGGGAGGGAGGGGGCGGCCUUUUUUUUCUUUCUUGCCUUUGCUUUUUUCCGGCUUUGCAUGGCAGGUUUCCUGUGUUUGUCACAGACGGACAGCAGCGCAGCCAUGGACAGACUGCCUGGCAAGGGCUGAGCCGAAGGGAGACCGUUAGAGCGGCGAGGAAAUUGGACGGGGGAGGGGGGGCAAGCGGUCCACCUCGUCCCCGUCGGGCAUCCUCGGGCCGCUUUUGCAGCAGCGGCUCCUGCGGCUCGGCUCCUGCGGCGACUCUUCUGCCUUUCCCCAGGGGCGCCGGCCGAAGGCAGGGCGAGCCGCCGCCGCCGCUGGAAGCAUGGCCGGCGACUACGCGGCGAGGAGCUUGGAGAGCAUCGAUCUGGGGGCGCUCAGGGAUCCUGCAGGGAUAUUUGAACUGGUGCAAGUCGUUGGAAAUGGGACAUAUGGUCAAGUUUAUAAGGGCCGCCAUGUGAAGACUGGGCAGCUAGCGGCAAUCAAGGUUAUGAAUGUUACCGAGGAUGAGGAAGAAGAAAUUAAACUGGAAAUAAAUAUGUUGAAGAAAUACUCUCAUCACAGGAAUAUUGCAACGUAUUAUGGAGCGUUCGUCAAGAAAAGUCCUGCAGGUCAGGACGACCAGCUGUGGCUGGUUAUGGAGUAUUGUGGAGCUGGGUCUGUAACUGAUUUGGUGAAGAAGACGAAAGGAAAUUGUUUCAAGGAAGACUGGAUUGCGUAUAUAUGCAGAGAAGUUCUCAGGGGCUUAGCACACUUACAUAUGCAUCAUGUUAUCCACCGAGACAUUAAAGGACAGAAUGUGCUCCUAACAGAAAAUGCUGAAGUGAAACUAGUGGAUUUUGGUGUGAGCGCUCAGCUGGACAGGACAAUUGGAAGGAGGAACACAUUUAUUGGGACUCCCUACUGGAUGGCGCCUGAAGUCAUUGCUUGUGAUGAAAACCCAGAAUCAACGUAUGAUUACAGAAGUGACUUGUGGUCCCUGGGAAUCACAGCUAUAGAGAUGGCUGAAGGAGCACCCCCCUUGUGUGACAUGCAUCCCAUGAGGGCUCUUUUUCUCAUUCCACGGAACCCUCCUCCCAAACUGAAAUCCAGGAAAUGGUCAAAGAAAUUUCUUAACUUCGUUGACAGUUGUCUGGUUAAGAAUUAUGUGCAUCGCCCAGCCACAGAAACCUUGCUCAAACAUUCCUUUAUCAGAGACAUGCAGAAUGAGCGGCAAGUGCGCAUCUUGCUAAAGGACCACCUGGACAGGACGAGGAAGAAAAAGGGAGAGAAAGAUGAAACUGAAUAUGAAUACAGUGGAAGUGAGGAAGAAGGUGAUGAGCUGAAUGAAGAUGAAGGAGAACCAAGCUCUAUAGUCAAUCUCCCUGGGGAAUCCACCCUCCGACGUGAAUUCCUGCGGCUUCAACAGGAGAACAAAAAUCGUUCGGAUCCUCAACGACAGCAGCAAAUGCAGCAACAGCAAUUGAAAGACCAGGAAAAGUACAAAAAGCAGCUCCUGGAAGACAGGCAGAAACGAAUUGUGGAACAAAGACUGCAAAGGAAAAAGCUGGAGGAUCACCAGAAGAGAGAAGAACUGCGGAAGCAUCAGAGCUUUGAAAGACGAUGUCCAGAGAUCAAACCAGCUCAAAGCAAAGCCGAGAAAGAUAAAGAUUGCAGGAGAACUACUGAGGAUGAGCAUUGCAAAGUGGAAGGAGCGAAGAAAUUGGAGAGCCAGCAGAAAGCCAUUGAAGAACCACAUCAUGGCAAGAAGCUUCAUCGAACUCUUCCCAAAGAUCAAACUCAAUUACUUUCUCUCCAACAUGAUCACAAACAGAAGAAUAAGGAUCUUCCCAAGAUCUUGAGCCCACCUGCAUGUCUUCCAUCAAACAGUGCAAGCCAAGAGACCAAGAGCAAGAAGAGUGAAAGCAUCCAAACAGAUCUCAACUGGGCAGCCGUUCUGGGACAUGAAGCCCCCUCUCAUGGUAGACUGGGAUCUGGCAGUAGCUCCAGUCCAUGCACACCAGCUUUACAAAGAUCCGGACUAGCUCAGAGUGAAAACCUGCGGGCCAGUCGAGAUAUGUGCAGUUCACUGUCGGAUGUGGCCACAAUACCUCUCAGCUCUAGUCAGGAUGAUGUGUUCUGGAAUGUUUGUCAGACUGAAGAGCAACCUCCGAAGGUUCCAGAAAGGACAAUCUCAAAAUUUUAUGGCAGAGGUCACUUUAACCAUCAAAGUUAUCCUUCAAGCGCACAGCAAUCAUCCCUGGGGGGGUGUGCAGUGAAAAUAAACAGCAACUGCAGCAGCUCCAGUAGCAACAGGCAACCAGAGUCAGCAUCUCAUCAGAACACCCGAUCAGCUGCAGGAUCAUCUGUCCACCACCAGUCCUAUAAGAAGCCUGAGCACACAUCUCAUCUCUGCCGUAUUUCAAGCCCACCCUUCUUGGCUAAGGGAAAAGACGGUGCCAACUUGCUCCUGAAAUCAGCAGAAUAUUCAUCCUCCAGUGACGAAGUGUGCAGCAGUGAUGAAGAAGAUGAUAGCUGUGACUGUAGCCACAUGAGGCAACCAUUCAGCAAUGGAGUGGCCAAUUUCUCAAGGGCAAGAUUUCCAGAUGGGAUCGAACUGAAGCCCCAGAGCACUAAAGCUGAACAGAAGGACCAUGUUGCAGGAAAACUUAGCAACAGUAAUACUCACGAAGGGUUCUGGAGCAGGAGCAACCAGAAUUAUCUUCUCCCGGAUCUCUUGCAGCAAAGCCAAAUUUCGGACUGUUCAGCAAACCAGCUAAAGUUUGCUCAGAACCGUCAAGGACUUCAGAACAGAUCUGUUCCUAAGAAGGUACAAGACUCUGAAAACACCUCCUCAAAAAAUAGCUCCUCGUCUAGUUCAUCAUUCACUUCAUUCAUAGAUCCCAGGCUUCUACAAAUCUCUCCUCCCUCCAGUCCAACGGGAUCAAACUGUAGUUCUCCAUCCAGUGCAAAACCAGAACCCACUAGCAGGCAAAAUGCAAGGAAAGGUUCUGUCGUCAAUGUGAAUCCAACCAAUAUCCGACCUCAGAGCGACAGCCCAGAAAUCCGCAAAUACAAGAAGAAGUUCAGUUCAGAGAUCUUGUGUUCUGCAUUGUGGGGAGUAAACCUACUUGUGGGGACCGAGAAUGGGCUGUGGUUUCUGGACCGCAGUGGACAAGGAAGAGUUUACUCGCUGAUAACCAGAAGGCGGUUUCAGCAGAUGGAUGUGCUUGAAGGACUCAAUGUGCUAAUUACCAUCUCAGGCAAAAAGAAUAAGCUACGGGUGUAUUAUUUAUCCUGGUUGCGGAACAAGAUUUUGAGGAAUGAUCCUGAGGUGGAGAAGCGGCAAGGCUGGGUGCCAGUGGGUGAUCUGGAAAGCUGCACACACUACAAAGUUGUGAAAUAUGAGAGGAUCAAAUUUCUUGUGAUUGCUGUGAAAAAUUCAGUUGAGGUCUAUGCCUGGGCUCCCAAACCGUACCAUAAAUUUAUGGCCUUUAAGUCCUUCACAGUGCUUCAUCAAAAGCCACUGUUGGUCGAUUUGACAGUUGAAAAUGGACAGAGGUUAAAAGUAAUCUAUGGCUCACCAAUCGGAUUUCAUGCUAUUGAUGUAGACUCCGGCUCAGUGUAUGACCUGUACCUACCAACUCAUAUCCAGGGGAAUAUACAUCCACAUGCCAUUAUCAUACUCCCUAACACCAGUGGAAUGGAACUUCUGCUCACCUAUGAAGAUGAAGGAGUCUACAUAAACAUCUAUGGACAUUUCUCAAAGGAAAAUGUUUUACAGUGGGGAGAAAUGCCUGCCUCUGUAGCAUAUCUUCAAUCCAACCAAGUUAUGGGUUGGGGAGAGAAAGCUAUUGAACUGCGUUCUGUGGAGACGGGAAACCUGGAAGGAGUGUUUAUGCACAAGAAAGCACAGAAGUUGAAAUUUCUGUGUGAAAGGAAUGAUAAGGUAUUCUUCGCAUCUAUACAAUCUGGAGGCAGCAGUCAAAUUUAUUUUAUGACACUUGGACAGAACAUACUAUUCAAUUGGUAAAGCUCUCACUAGCUACAAGCUUAGUUUAUAGAAGUUUGCACAUUUUCUCCAGGAAAGGAAGAGUUCAUUAUACCAUCCUUCAGUUGUGCAUUCCCUGUUCAAGAUUUGCCAUAUAAUAAUGUUAAUUAUUUUAGAAGAUCAAGCAGGCAAUCAAGAAAGUUGACUAUAUGACAGAUGCAGCAAGCACCCUAUAUGAAGUAUGCACAGAUGUUUUUGCACAAAUAUUGUAAUGCUGUCAUGUUCCUCAUGGUUUUUAUUUUAGACAGCAAUAUGUAAGUUUACUACGAGUGUAUAUGUCUUGCUGUGUGAACUGGAACCCACAAUGUUAAAUUAAUUCUUGUUUCAUCAGAUAGUUCAGUCUUCAUCCUAGAAGCAAUAGCAUUGCAAACAGGCAGUAUAAUACAGUGAUUAGUAAACCUGAGAGACCUGAGUUCAAAUCCCAACUCAGCCAUGAAACUCAACUUUAGGCCAGAAGCACACACUCUGAAGCCUAAAUUACCUCGUAGGGUUGUUGUGAGGUUCAGGUUGAGGAGGAGAGAACAAUGUGUGCUGCUCUGAGCUGCCUGGAAGAAGCAUGGGAUGAAAACUGAAGUGCUUUUGUGUCACAUUCAUUGCUUGUAAGUGGGCAGAAGAAAUUGUGGAAGAGAACUUCCUAGUGAACUGUGCCAUGUACCCAUUGUCAUUUGUUGCUCCUAGUGUCCUUGGAGAGCUUAGGUAUUUAAACCUUGGAUAUGUAAGGACAGAUUUUUGCCAUGUUUGCUGUCACCGCCAAACGUAUUUCUAAGGAGUCCUUUUAGAGAGGUCCUACAAAUCUUACCUACCCAAAUUGCUCUUAAAAGUCAAAUGGGAUGACUCAUUUUAAGUGUAAGAUCAAGUUCUACUGGAAAUGCUGAUACAAUAGAAAUAUAUAUAUAUAACUUUGUAAAUAUGUUCUGUCCCAAACAUAUCCUGUUUAACAAAUACAUUCCUAAUAUAGCUAUAGAAGCUUCCCAAAGAGACAGGGGGGUGGAAAUGAUGGGGAACUUCUUCCAGCAAUCGGUUCAGAGCCUUAUUUCAGUGAAGCUUACACAGGAAAAGUUGUCAAUGGAUUGUACCCAGUAGCUUUAAAAAACAAUUCAUUUCAGGCAUUUUGUAUAACUUGCAUUUGAGCAAUAGACAUACUCUCUAAUGACAAACUGGUGUUGCUUUUCCAUCAUGAAGUUAUAUUCUCAGGGGUUUAUAUCUUGAGUUAUUCUGGUGUUGUGUGUUCAGAUUCAUAUGUACAAUCAUUAGUUAGCUAAAUUUUGUAUAAUGCUUUGGAAAAUGUAAAGCACUAUAAAAUGUACUACCUAGUAGUAUAUUUGAAAACUUGAUACAAAAGAUGUUUAUCCAAGAGAAAUAAUCUAUGGCAGGUUAGGGGUGGAAGGGGGAGGUUGAUGUUAAGUAAGGUAUUUAAAAUAUAGUAUUGACUUUAACAUAAAAUGUAGCAGACUACACAUUACAAGAGACUAUGCCUGGAUAUUUGACGAUUCUGUAAUUGCAGAGUUUCAGAUUAUGGUUGUUGUGGGUUUUCCGGGCUGUAUUGCCGUGGU